AUGGAUUUGCGCCAUUUGUUUGUCGCCAGCAACGACGAUGAGGACGUUGUUUCUGGUGUACGGUCGCUGGGAGCGGAGCUUUCAGGGCGGCUCCACGAAUCGUUCACUCCUCUUGAGGAAGGUCAUUUUGUGGUGACCUUUCCAGAAUGGUGCCAACGAUCAUUGAACCAACUUCAAAAAGAAAUCGUGGACUUUAAGACAUGGCCCCCAAGGGAAUUGGAACUUCAAAUCGAAUGCCGCCUGCAGGAUUCGAACCUGGGGUCGAUUGAGUCGAUUGCUGUUAGCGACGAAGACAGUCACGUGUUUGUUGUCGAUGGGGACGACGAUUCGAUCAAGGAAUUCGGCGAGACUGGGGAAUUCGUCGGCCAUUGUCCCUUGAGGUUCGAAGGAUUCUUACCCCUGGACAUUUGUUGUCUUUCUCAAGACAAUUUCGUUAAGGAAAUGAAAUCAAAAGAAUCCAACUUGAGAAAUCGCUGGGGUCGGGUUUUCUUUCUUCUCUCCCCCUUCUUUCCGCUGAUCCCACCACCGAGAAUUUAUUGGGGACAAGACGAAGAAUGUCGGAAAUCUUCAAUCCCUCCUUCUCCCGCUUCUAAAUUUCAUCCCUCCCUCUCCUUAAAACUGUUUUUCUUUCUUUUCUCUACCCUCUCCUCCACCUCCGACUUUUCCCCUCUCUCUAUAUUUGCUUAUGUUUAUCAAAGCCAACCAAGUCUGCCAUUUUUCGAUGACCACAAACGAAAGAAAAAGAAAACUGAAAGCUAA
Messenger RNA from Acanthosepion pharaonis, 759 nucleotides. The record is from the annotation of a GenBank genome assembly. NCBI's taxonomy places the organism in Eukaryota, Metazoa, Mollusca, Cephalopoda, Sepiida, Sepiidae.